GCGCUCCGCGCAGCAAACAGCUGCGGCGUCUGCGGGAAGACGAUAAUGCAAAGUGCCAUGUUCUGGGCUGUCCAGCACGACUGCGUACCCAUGGACAAGAACGCAGGCAGCGGUCCCAAGAGCGAGGAGAAGCGGGAAAAGAUGAAACGGACCCUUUUAAAAGAUUGGAAGACCCGUUUGAGCUAUUUCUUGCACAAUUCUUCUACUCCUGGGAAGCCCAAAACCAGCAAGAAAAGCAAACAGCAAACUUUCAUCAAGCCUUCUCCUGAGGAAGCACUGCUGUGGUCAGAAGCAUUUGAUGAGCUGCUAGCUAGUAAAUAUGGUCUUGCUGCAUUCAGGGCUUUUUUAAAAUCUGAGUUCUGCGAAGAAAAUAUUGAAUUCUGGUUGGCCUGUGAAGACUUCAAAAAAACAAAAUCACCCCAAAAACUGUCCUCAAAAGCAAGGAAAAUAUAUACUGAUUUCAUAGAAAAGGAAGCUCCAAAAGAGAUAAACAUAGACUUUCAAACCAAAACUCUGAUUGCCCAAAAUAUACAAGAGGCUACAAGUGGCUGCUUCACUACUGCCCAGAAAAGGGUAUAUAGCUUGAUGGAGAACAACUCUUACCCGCGUUUCUUGGAGUCAGAAUUCUACCAGGACUUGUGCAAAAAGUCACAGAUCACCACAGACCCCCAUACUACAUGAGAUGGAAAAAGGAGCCCCAGAAUGGAGGACAUUUCUUUCUUUUUCCUGAGAGAAAAGGCUGUGACCUACCAAAAGACUGACCUUGGAUUCAGGCUGGGUGUUCAGGAAACAUCACUCAGAACUAUUGAUUCGAAGUUGGGUAGUGAAUCAGGAAGCCAGUAACGAAGGAGAAGCAUGUGUCAGAAGGGCUUCCCUUCCUGAAGAACAUGUGGGGGGGUCUCACUGGAAAAGCAAGAGUGAGAUGAAAGAUACAGUGUAAUACUGUUGUUCCAAAAACAUUGAAAAUCAAUAGGUCUGGGAUUAUGUGGCCUUAGCUAGCUGGCUGUACAUCUUUCCCUAAAUCAGUCCAUGUUACCACAUAGUGGUUUAGUUUUAGUUUUAGUUUUUAAAUACUAAGUAACAUUAAAAUGUUUACUAUGUGAAAGGGUAUUGAAGUUCUUAUGACUACAGAUCAUCAGUACUGUUGUCUCAUGUAUCGAUGAAACUGAAAAGGUUGGUUUGAAUUGUUAACUGGUGUGUGAAAUUGAAUGUGUGCUUUGUGUGGAAAUCUCAGUGUCCGUUAUGAGUGCCAAAAACUGUCUUGAAGGCAGCUAAACUUUGAAGUGGUCUUUGAAUACUUUUAAUAAAUUUUAUUUUGAUAAAUAAUGUUAUUGAA
This is a messenger RNA of Sciurus carolinensis (gray squirrel), 1336 nucleotides long. It is a transcript of the gene Rgs2, whose product is annotated as regulator of G protein signaling 2. The transcript has 5 exons. NCBI's taxonomy places the organism in Eukaryota, Metazoa, Chordata, Mammalia, Rodentia, Sciuridae. The record is from RefSeq and is a predicted model, not a curated record. The coding region runs from base 46 to 681 and encodes 211 amino acids.